AUGCUUUGCGAAGUAGAAUGUCGCGCUCUAAGCGCAGCAUAUCAAAUGUUACUUCACGACUUCGAACCGCGCGAAGCUUUGCUAUAUUUAGAAGGAAAUAAAGUGUUCACCGAUGAUCAUGUCGAUUCGAUCAAACAGAAGGUGAGAGAAUCUUAGGCUGAAUCUCAAAUUAGCAACCCACCAAUAUUAUUCAAAGUCCCCGAUCAUGAUGAAAUUUGCAGAUGACACGAUUGGAACGACUUGGUUUAUUCCUUCGUCUUUAUCGUAGACACGCGUCUGAUUUGAAUGAUUUGAUCUCAUUUUUCGAGUACAAUAAUCAAGGGCAUAUCUCAGAAUAUCUUCAGAAUUUCAUAAAUUUUGCAACAAAUGAUCCAGAUCAGUGAGUUCCGAUUUCGUGUUUCUUUAGAUUCCUCAUUAAUUUUAAGGGCUUACAGACUUCGCUCAUUCGUUUUACAACCAAUGUUCUCACGAGAAAUGCUUCAACGCAAAUUAUUGUUGGGAAGUGUUCCACGACGAAUUGAUCUUUAUCAAAGAGAUCAAAUUGUCACGAAAGUUGUGGAGAAUUUGGAGGAUUUGUCGGAAAACGAAUGCUUUUUUCUGGUUUUAUAUGGGAGAGCGGGAGCGGGAAAAAGUGUUAUUGCAUCGCAGGCAUUGUCGUUGAAUGAAACACUUAUUGGAGGGUGAGAAGUUUUGAGAAUAAUAUUGUUUUUUUUCUAUAUUGAUUCAGUAUCUGAAACAAAACUCACAUUUUCGGCGCCAAAAUGACGAAUCCCGCAAUAAAAUGAACUAACAUUCAGAAAUGACUGAAUUUUUGCUUUUUAAAUUGAGAAAAUAAAAUCAGAUAAGAAACGUGACCUGACCAGUUUUUUUUAUUGAAAACGUGAAUAACUUUUUCGACCAAAAAAAGUUUUCACAUGAAAACUCGCUCUAUUUUCAAACAUCUAACAUAUCGUGCAUCAUCUGCAUAGAGAUUAGAACGUGUUGGUUCAAGUCUCAAGUGACAGAGUACCAAAUAAGAAAAUUUUUCAUCCAAUUUUUUUCAAAAUCCCAACAUUUUCCAGAUACUACGAUUCAGUAAUUUGGCUUCGAGACGCUGGAGUUCUACCUAAAUCUACAUUCGAUUUAUUUUCAGAUGUAUUGCUCAUGUUAAGGUAAUUUCUCCCAUUUUUGAAUUUCAAUUUAUUUAGAAAACUUGGAAUUUUUUAGAAACGAAGAUGAUCUUCUCAACUUUCCAAGUAUCGAUAAUGUGACAUCAGUUGUGUUGAAAAAAAUGGUGAGAAUUUAGAAUUUUUCUGAAGUUUUUGAAUCUGGGCAACAAAAAGAAAAAAAACAUUUUUGUAGAUUGCGAAUGCGUUGAUUGACCGACCAAAUGUGUUAUUUGUAUUUGAUGAUGUGGUUUUGGAUGAUACGAUACGUUGGGCACAGGAAUUGAAUGUUAGUUCUGUUUCUCUUUCUAUUUUUAUUCUAAAUCAUCAUAGUAUUAUUCCUCUUUUAGCUUCGUUGUAUGAUCACAACUCGUGAUGUUGAAAUUGCAAAUGUUGCCACGGUCACUUGUGACUAUAUUGAAAUCCCGCCAUUCCAAGUUCAGGAAUGUGAUGAUUUGUUCGGAGCUUAUGGAUUUCCAGCUGCCGAAUCGGAUUAUGAUGAUGAAAUUCUUACGAAAACAAUCGGUUUGAGUUCGGGAAAUCCAGCAUUGUUAACAAUGAUGUGUAAAACAUGUCAUCCUCCAACUUAUAAAAGAUUGGCACAAUUAAAUCAAAGAUUGGAAACAAAAGGACUUCGUUCAAUCGAAUGUAUUACACCGUAUAAUUAUAAAUCCUAUGAUAUUUCACUUCAAAGAUGUGUCGAAGUAUUAUCAGAAGAAGAUCGAGAAGCAUUGGCAUAUGUUGUUGUAAUGCCACCAUCUGUUGAUAUUCCGAUUAAAAUUUGGUCGGCAAUUAUUCCUGUCGAAGUUUGUUCGAAUGAUGAUAAUCUGAUUGAAGAUCAGGUUUGUGAGAGAAUGGAUCGAUUAUUCCGAAGAGGUUGUUGGGUUUCGAUGAAACCAAAUCCGUGUUUGACAUAUCGUGUUGAUUCGUUGGUUAAUUUGUUUUUAAGACGAGUUGUUGAUGCGAACACCAUUUUGGUAAGUUUGCUAGAUUUUUGAAAAUUUUGUUAAUUUAUAUUUUGCAGUCCGCAAUUUCAACCCUCCAACAACGUCUUUUGGAAUUCUCAAACAACAAUUCUCCAAAUAUUCGCCCAGCUUGCGAACAAUUUUAUAACCCAAAAGAGGAACUUCAACAAAAUCCAGAAGAAGAAAUCGAUUAUUCGAAAUUUAUGGAAAUUCACAAAGAAUUUUAUGAGAAUCUUAUUAAAGAAGUAUCCAAUUGA
Caenorhabditis angaria is the source of this 2367-nucleotide messenger RNA. NCBI's taxonomy places the organism in Eukaryota, Metazoa, Nematoda, Chromadorea, Rhabditida, Rhabditidae. The record is from the annotation of a GenBank genome assembly.